Messenger RNA from Canariomyces notabilis, 4912 nucleotides. RefSeq lists its product as uncharacterized. Lineage: Eukaryota; Fungi; Ascomycota; Sordariomycetes; Sordariales; Chaetomiaceae. The record is from RefSeq and is a predicted model, not a curated record. Bases 364 to 4716 code for a protein of 1450 amino acids. Gene Ontology annotation, biological process: protein import into nucleus; RNA export from nucleus. Gene Ontology annotation, cellular component: nuclear pore. Gene Ontology annotation, molecular function: structural constituent of nuclear pore; protein binding. The transcript has 4 exons.
CUUUCAAAUCGACAUCGCAGUCGCGACAAGCAGACAGAAAAUUCGAGGGUCGCUACCUAUCUGCUCUGUUGAGCUACGUCGGGAAGGCACACCAUUACGAGCACUUAAACGAAACACAAGACGAAAUUCCACUGCUUCGUGUUCAAAGAACGAAGAGGAAGCCCGACCUAGUUUGUAUCGGAAGCUUGCUGGCCAGAAUCCAUCAACAAAUCCUCGAGGCUGCAAGAGUGGAGCGACGCUUGCACGACGGACUUCCUACUGAAACCUUGCACUGCUUCCUUUGCUGUUACCAGCACAUGCGCAUGGGAGUAUCCGACUUCUGAAACCAAGUCCUAUCUCAAGGGCGGCGGUGUUUCUGACACCAUGGCUUUCAGCUUUGGAAGCGUCAACAACGCCAUGAUGGGCACUUCCGCUGGCGGCACGGGAGGAGUGACGCAGGGCCCCGACCUUGAAGCUAUCCACACAGAGGGUCUCGGGUUCCUCUCUAUUGCUGGUGAAUCGAAAGUCCAGUUGACCUCAAAAUGGUCUCCUCCACCCGCUCCUACCGCGUCGCUUAUGAGUAUCGCCUCUCGCAAAGGUCUAGUCGCCGCCGCGAGCCCUGAUGCGGUUCACAUUGCUUCAACUGAGUCGGUACGGAAGGCAUUCCAGAACGAGAAAACCGGCGAGAGCGAAGUGCGGCCGUUUGAUCCCCAGGUCAAACUUCCACUUCCGAUUCGAAUCUCACAACUCGCCUUUACGGCCGACGAACAAUACCUUGUCCUCUCGGCAGAGACAGGCGGUGGACUCGCGGUAUACGAUGUCCAAGCCCUUGUCCAAGGGAGUACACAAUCUGCUUUUGAGCUCAGCACAAACGGGGAGACUUUGCGGGCCCUGGUUCCCAAUCCGAUGCCUGAAAUGGGUGCAUUUUGUGCCAUAGUCACGAACAACGGAAACCUCUUCAUGGCGAACUUGGCUGAACGGAAGCUUUUUUCGGGUCCCAAUGGGCCAGUGCUGCGCUCGCAGGUCAGUUGCGCCGCUUGGAGCACCAAAGGCAAGCAGCUGGUUGCCGGCAUGGCGGAUGGGUCUGUCUACCAGAUGACACCAGACGGGGUAGAAAAGGGCCACAUCCCCAAACCGCCGAACCUGGGCGACUAUCACGUCGCCUCGCUGACAUGGCUUGAAAACCAUGUUUUCCUUACUGCUCAUAGCCCAACGAACAGCCAAGAUCCGUCCGUCUUCCACAUCAUCACUCGGCAACAGCCGGCUGGCGGAACACCCACAUUCACCUUUCAAAAGCUUAGCGACCCAGUCGAGCCCUUUCUGUCUGACAAGGUUCCCCACCACACAGUCCUCAGGCUCAAGGACUUCCCUCCAAACCUCCAGGAUCUCCUUUUAGUCUCGUCGACCGCCACUGAGAAUGUUGGCUUGCUGUCGCGGUCGAAGACGCCCUUGGCAAGCGACAAACCAGCAGAAGCAAUCACCAACGUCUUUACUACGACAGAGUUGGCCGAUGACUCUAGGCGCGCGCAGCUGCCGAUGAGCGAGGAUUUGACUGAUACGUAUCCCAUUGGAACUGCACUCGACCUGUCCAGUAAAGAAAAGGUGUAUAAGCCAAUCCCAACUGAUGAGAUAGAGCUCUCGCCCGGUCCAUUGCCGGGCUUGUGGGUGCUGAAUAACGAGGGUGUCUUGUCUGCAUGGUGGGUGGUCUACAAUGAAUCGAUCCGUUCAGGGACGACUUACCCGGGAAUCGCGGCCGGCGAUACCGCUGCGCCAGCUUUCUCCGCUGCAGCGCCAUCGGCCUCAGGCUCUACCGCCUUUGGCUCUCCCGCUAGUACAGCCCCGACGUUUGGAUCACCGUCCACUGUGGCUCCCGCUUUUGGGGGGCCAUCAGCCCUUGGAGCAAAGCCGUCCCCUUGGUCAACGUCCGCAGGUGCGUCUACAACCCCAGCUUUCGGCUCAAGCUCUUUUGGCAGCAACUCGCCAGCUGCUGCACCAGCUGCACCGGCGUUCGGAAAGUCUUCAUUUGGAUCCCCUCAAGCCGCGCCUGCUUUUGGCCAAUCUUCGUCCCUAGGGCUAGGCAGUAGGGCGUCCCCUUGGGCCACCGGAUCAACAAACACUGCUACGCCGGCAUUCGGGCAAUCGGGGUUUUCUGCUGCACAGCCAAGCCCUGGUAAGGUGUUUGGCAGCGCCGCCAGCACCGCCCCAACUUCCGGCGGAUUCGCGAGCUUCGCCGGCAAAGGAGGUUUCAGUGCCCUCAGCGGUGCUUCGACCGGAUCUAGCAUCUUCGGGUCGAAGCCCAGUAGUGGCUUUGCAUCAAAGGCACCAGAGGUCUCGAUGAGUACUGAUACCGCCUUUCCUCCUCCAAGUGAGAAGAAGGAUAAGCCGACCUUCGGGUCCUCUUCUUUUGUUCUUGGAACAACGUUCAAACCAGACACCUCUACGGUCCAGGCUGAUGAAAAGCAGAGAGACGAUGGCGGCAAGUCUCUGUUUGGAAGCGGAUUUGGCCUUCGUCUUGAUGAAGCCGCCGCACAGCCAGCUGUGCCCGAGUCCAAAGAGGAGGACAUGGAGAGCACCACACCGCCACCACCAGAGGAAAAGCCCAAGUCGAUCUUUGCCGCCGAGUCUACUACACCAACCACUACCCCGGCUCCGCAGAGGUUCGACUUCAAGACCGCAACUCCUGCGGGCGGUUCCAGCAUAUUCGGUUCUAAACCUGCUGCGUCUGGUGGAUUCUCUAACAUCUUUGGCACUCCAAAGACUGCCUCAAGUGAAGUUCCCAAAAAGGAGCCGGUAUCCUCGAUUUUCGGCACUCCAAAGAUUAAGCUGGAAGAGGAUGAGAAUAAGGAAAACAUCUCAAGGAUCCCUGAGGCGCCUCUCGCGCCCGAGGCCACCAUCUCCAAGGCACCUGUAAAAACAGAGGAACCUUUGCCACCUGCCGUCCCGAACGAACCCGUCCCUCCGAAGAAGGACGAGCCGAUAUCCCCCGGUGAAGCACCAGGCCCGCUUGCAUCCCCGCCCCUGCCCCAGGAAAAGGAGACGAAGGCAGCUGUUAAGGAAGAACCGGAAAGUUUGCCUGCUGUGCCCGAUAGCGCUGGUGAAGAAAGUGUCUCUGAGGAGGGUCAAGAGAACGAGGAGGGCGAUGAGGGCGAUGAGGAUGAGGAAGGUGAUCAGGGUGAGGAGAGUGAAGGAGCAUCGGAAGCCGCCAGUGAAGGGAGCGGCGUUGAUGUCGCUAAGGACCUCAACCAAACAACUGGACUUGGAGGAGGCCGCACCCCCUGGUUCACCCCUCACAGCUCUUUUGAAGGCAUGGCGGGAAGCACCUUCUCGACUAUCUCCCGCUCUGAGGCUGAUCAGCCACGCCCGUUGUUCGGUGAAAUCAAACAAGCGCCUCCUCUUCUCGCGAAGCCGGUGCCGCAAAGUCCACGUUCGCCUAGUCCGAUGCGUCGUGCUCCUCGGCGGAGCAGUGCCCUCAGACCUAGCGAAGCGCCUCGGUCUUUCAGCGCUCCGGGGGUAGCGUCACAGCUCCUAGGUCGGAAGCCAUUACCUACACAGUCAAGUUUAGGAUUCGCAACCGGACAACGAGCCACGCCUUCGGUUGACCCUAACGUACAAGCGCAACGGAAGCAGGCAGCCAAGAUCCAGGCUGAGGAGCAUGUACUGGUUGAUCCAGAAGACGAAGGAAUCCAGCAGAUCUUACAAUCAGAGAUCGAGCCGUCCUUGCGGAUACACGAAUUUCUUGCCACAGAUUCGAAGCUAGAGGUGUUAGAGACGUCCGAUCGUGAGGGAGUACCGGCAGCCUGCGAGACGUUAUGGAGAGAUAUCAAUCGGAUGAUCGACAGACUCGGCCUCAACUCACGCUCACUGCAGUCUUUUAUCCUUGGGCAUACGACGCAAUUCGCAGAGGGCGGACGGCAACUUGAGGAUCUUGAGGACUCGAGCGAUUGGGUGCUGGUAGAGGCGGAGGAUCUUGGCACUCUAAUAGACGUGGAAUUGAUGAAUCGACUAGAAAAGGGACGCAUACAAGACGUUGAGGGAACCAUUGCCGCGAUCCAGAGUCUAUCGAAAGACCUUGCGAAACUCCGCGCCAAGGAAGAAGACAUGCGCAAGAUAAUCAACUUACACGUCGACCCAGAUCAGAUUUCGGCAGCCAAGCUACUUCCCCUCAGUGCUGAACAGACAGCACAGCAAAACGAGCUACGCAGGUCUUACGCGAGCUUCCUGAGCUUGCUCGGCGAGGCCGAAAAUGCCUUGACGGUGCUCAAGGCCAAGAUGGCCUCUGUUGCCGGCGCGUCGGGUAAGGCGUCCGUUCCCACCGUCGAAGCCGUCAUUCGUACUAUCAACAAGAUGACGAGCAUGGCGGAGAAGCGCAGCGGGGACAUUGAUGUGCUCGAGAACCAGAUGCGUCGCUUGCGGCUGGGAUCGGUGGGUCACAACGGUGGCACUCCUGGGCGUGAUAGCGUUGGGCCCCGUGAGGGCUCGCCGUUCGCCGGAACGCCUACUCCCCAGAGGAACAGGCGGUCGGUCAUUAUGACGCCUGACCAGCAUAAGAGGGACUCGCUCUCCAGGGGCCAGGGCACCCCUGGCACGUCGCCCAGGAAAAAGAUGAGCAUGUAUACCGAGGAGGAGAAGAGAGCGGUCCGCACUAAGGAGGCUAAGAGGAAGGCGACGCUGCAGAUGCUGAGGACGAGUCUGCAGCGCGCGGGACCCAAUGUUGCCAGGUUGAGGGAUGACGAUUGAACGGGGAAAGGGUUAGGAGAGAAGCAUGGAUUUCGGCAGGGAGUAUGGAUUAUUGCUGGGUAGGAUAGCCCAGAAUGUAUGCCUACAUCUUCCAGUGUAUGAUUGGUACUGAGAAUUUCUUGUUCACCGAUGAGGGUUCUGGGCCUGCGGAAUCAGUAAGCUAAGACGGGUGCAGUAAGUUGCAUAAGUAAACUGC